Necator americanus (New World hookworm) is the source of this 249-nucleotide messenger RNA. RefSeq lists its product as uncharacterized. The record is from RefSeq and is a predicted model, not a curated record. The coding region runs from base 1 to 249 and encodes 82 amino acids. NCBI's taxonomy places the organism in Eukaryota, Metazoa, Nematoda, Chromadorea, Rhabditida, Ancylostomatidae. The transcript has 3 exons.
AUGAAAAAAAAGUUGUUUAGAACUUACGCUGCUCCUCCUAUACAGCUUGGACUGCACAUUCCAGAAACAAGAACGAGAACAAAAUCACUUACCGUAUUGUGCAGUGGCAAAGGCAAGAAGCGAGGAAGCGAUGAGCAGCGACAUGAAUCCGUGGACGACGGUGGAGUUCCGGAAUGCGGAGAUCGUAGUGCACUGGUCAUCCGUCAUGUUCCAUCGAGCCCGUGGAACGAGGAGCAAACAUUCCAGUGA